AUUUUGAGUACGCUUAGUCAACCAUUGACUUUGUACGUGAACAGUUCUCGAUGAAAGCGACUUGUGUGAUUUUGGUUCCUCUUUUGGUAUGGGGAGGAUUGGCGUUUCCACAAAGAGAUGCGGGUUCUCUGUUGAACAGUGUCUUUGGAGGAGGUAGGCCUAGUUCACUGGGAGAGGUCAAACCAGAUGAGAUAAGUAAGAGCAUUCAAGACAUCUUAAAGAAUAAGGGAGGCUUGGGAUCGGACGACUUGGAAAAGAUUGGCGACGACAUUUUUUCUUUGGUGGAGACAGUCAAGAAACAGAAGCAAAAGGAACAAGCCGAGGAACAGGGGAAUCGCUUGAGACCCGAUUCCAAACUAAGCAAUGAAAAUGAUGCCGACAAGGAAAACAAACUGAAAGAAGUCUUGGACGCUUGGGGAGUGGAUGAUAUUUUGGAUGCAGCUCGGGAAGUGGCCAGUGGUAUUAAGGAAAAGGCUUGCGUGGAUGAUGGGAACAAGCCUAAAUGCACCGAGGAUCAAGAUCCAACCAAGGAUGGUUGCGUCUCUCCAUUGUGUCUUUUGCCGGAUGAGGACUUUUCAAAAUGUGCUGCCUUGAGCAAAGGAGAUCACCGAACCUUAUUGGGGCCUGCCAUCAUGUCUCUAUUGGGUAUUGGCCGAUCAAAACCCGAGGAAGUGGCAGAGGAUGCCAUCCAGGAAUUGGGUUUGGAUUCCGAUCUAGGGGACGCCGUAGAAAAAGUCUUUACGGGUGGUCAAAUUAGUGAGGACGAAAAGAAUAAGGCCAUUGACGCUCUAUUCGAAGAGGUCCAAACCGAUUGCCAAGAAAGAGUCCCGGAGGAAGCUGAGUCCUGUUCGGUCAACCAGAUCGACAUCUUAAAGAGGAUCAAGAGUAAGUUCAGCAUUGUUCGGAAGCAUUGUAAGAACUUUGCAGAGGAGUGUUCCACUGACGAGACAGAACAAAUGAAAGAACUCUUGAGCAAAGUCAGGGACCAGAUUCGAAGUGGAGAAUUGAGUCUCAAAGACCUUGCGGCAGAUUUUCCUCGUUGUUGUCCCAGGGAGCCAAAAGAUGAGGAAGCCAUUGAGGUAGCUACAGACGAGGUUAUUGAGGAUGAGGAUCGAACAGUGCCUUGUUGUAGGCCUAGUUUCUGUGAAUUGGAUCGCGACAGCUUUGGAAAGUUUGUCCAACAACAAGUGGAAGUGGGUAAGAACAUCACAAAUGGGGACAGACCAACCUUUGCCGUCAAUGUCAAACGAAAGAUCACCGCCAUUAUUCAUCGCUUUGGAGAGGGGAAAGAUGAUCAAGACAAACGAGAGGUUGGCUUGAGAUUGGCCGAAGAGCUCGGAUUCAAUAAAGAAGAAGCUGAAGAUCUGGUCGAGGAGCUGGAGUCGUCUUCCGAGCUGAAAUCUGACCGUUCUAUCUUGGGCGAUGCCUUCCAGAAACUCCAGGAAGAAUGUUCCAUCGAAGCACCCACGGGAGAUAAGGUAGCUUUGUGCACCAACCAGGACUUACAGACGGACAAGGCCUUGAAUCAGUUUAAGGCCAAAUUUGGACAAGCUUGUGGCAAAGACAGCAAAGCUAAGACUUGCACAAAUAACGAGGCCAGGAAUUUGGAAGAUAAAUUGGUCAUCUUAAAAGAUCUCUUGGCCAACAAUUUGAGAGAUGAUGAGGCCUUAGAAGGAGGAAUCAUGUUCCAAGAUGAAGAGCUAUGCUUCGACGAAGAAGUUUGCGAACAAGUGAAGGAAAAUAUUCGACGAGAAAAGGUCAAGUUCUGUCGACCUCCUAGAUGCGGCAUCCAGGAUUUUGAGCAAUUUGCCAAGUUAAUGCGAUCUCAAUUCCAAGGUAACGACGCCGCCAAGAAGUUCCCAUUUUUGGUUCUGAAUGCAUUGCAGAACAGAUGCUUCAAAGGCACCAUCGAGAAUAGCGAGAUCGAAGAUGUGGCCAAAGAAGCCGACCUCACUCGAUAUGAGGAGACGACACUGAAGGACGUUUGUCAAUCGGACAAAGCUGACGGUGAGUUCACCGACGAUGAGAAGGAUGUUCUAAAACGAGUCCUGGAGAGGGCCCAAAAGGAGUGUAAAGGCCUGGAUGAGUUGUCCAACGAAUGCCAAGACACCGACCUCAAGCGAUUGGAUCUUCGUUCCAAACUGAUGGAAAUUUGCGAAAAGAAUACAAAUGAGUGUGGUGCCAAAGAAGAGGUGGAAGAGACCAAAAAGGUUGAGAAGGCCAAUGCUCAAAUUGCAUCGGAAAUCAGUUCAGGCUUUGUCGACCUUCCUGGCGAUAACGAGCAGGAGAAGCCCCUACUGGACCAAGAUCUAUCUUGUCGGCCAAAGAUCUGCGACAAAAUGAAGGCCAAGAUCCAGGAUGAAUUGGUCUUCAAUAGGAACACAUCUUGCGUCCCAAUGGCUUGUCGGAUUCCCACGGAUCAAGCUCACAGGUUGGCCAGUCGGGUCCGCCAAAAGGCCAAGGAAAUGAAACAAUCAAAAGGCCAAGCAGGUUCGGCUAUUGGUGGAGGAUGCGGAUCUGGAGCCACGACCAUACUAGUCCGAGAGGCUAUUCAGAAUGAGAUCGAGGAAUUGAGGAAGGCCAAUGAGGAACGGAAGAAGAACCGUGGCGUGUUCACCUUCUAUCAAUUGAAGGGAAAUGAUGAAUGCUCAAAUUCCAAGGAGAAAGAUCCGGGCUUUGACACCUUAUCAGGAAAGGCUAAGGUUGACACUCUUUGUGUAACCGAGGGUGAGUAUAUCAAAAUCUGUUUCUUCGAUCUGGACAACACCGGUCAAGGUUUUUGGAACCAGAUGGAAUUACAAUGCUCUCUCCAAGCCACAAAGAUCUAACGCUCGUUUCGUUCACUAUCAUUCUAACAAUUGGCACCGAAUAAAUCUGAUCAUUAGCAAUGGAAAUAA
This is a messenger RNA of Tigriopus californicus, 2897 nucleotides long. RefSeq lists its product as uncharacterized. The transcript has 2 exons. The record is from RefSeq and is a predicted model, not a curated record. Lineage: Eukaryota; Metazoa; Arthropoda; Copepoda; Harpacticoida; Harpacticidae. The coding region runs from base 51 to 2828 and encodes 925 amino acids.